Messenger RNA from Maniola jurtina (meadow brown), 8528 nucleotides. It is a transcript of the gene RhoGAP100F, whose product is annotated as rho GTPase-activating protein 100F. Lineage: Eukaryota; Metazoa; Arthropoda; Insecta; Lepidoptera; Nymphalidae. The record is from RefSeq and is a predicted model, not a curated record. Gene Ontology annotation, biological process: signal transduction. Gene Ontology annotation, molecular function: protein binding. Bases 99 to 4100 code for a protein of 1333 amino acids. The transcript has 21 exons.
GCUCGCGCGCUCCGGCCGCGUUCGAGGCGCGAGCGACCGCGAUGCGCGUGCUGCCGGCGCCGCGGCCGCUCCCGCAAGCGCCGCGCUAACCUGCACCGAUGCAGUGGCGAAAACUAACCAGGUUGAAGUCUUCGCCGGGCGGACAGUCGCGCGCUCGGAGGAUGCUCUGCUGCGGCCGCAGGAAGGAAAAUGGCCGCGCGGCGCCGGACCUGACGGCGUCGCCGGGCCGCGCACCGCCCGGCCCGCCGCAGCCGGCGCGCGCCAACCACGCGCCGCCCUGCGUGCUGCAGCCAGACUUCCGGAAGGUAUCGGGUGUCAGCAAUGAAAUAUUCAGGCAAAUUGAAAUGGUGGAAAACGACCACGAUGCCACCACAGCCGCGGCGCUCGAGGCGGUGGAGCGACGCGGUGAGAUGAUAGUAAGAAUUCUGGAACUAAGACAAGUUGGCAGAAAUAACAUAGAAGCCGCCAAGAAGUUCUUUGCUUUACAGGACGCGCGCCACAUAGUACAACUAGUGGAAAUCGUCAAGCGCCCUGGUCAAACCUUGGGCCUGUAUAUCAGAGAAGGAGACGGUGGUGCGAGGACAGAUGGCGUGUUUAUAUCCCGGAUAGCUCUCGAAUCAGCGGUGUAUAACAGCGGCUGUUUGAAAGUUGGAGACGAGAUUUUGGCUGUGAACUUGGUGGAUGUCCGAAGAAUGUCAUUGGAUGACGUGGUUAUCAUUAUGUCGAUACCACGGCGGUUACUGCUUUGUACCAGGCAGAGAAAAGGCAAAUCAGGACCUGGAUCACCAUCAUUGCCGCGUACGGAACACAAGCCUCCACCAGUUGUUGUUUUGAAACGGGACUGUAGAGACGAUGACGAUCGAGAUCGAGAUCGGUUGGACGGGCUUUAUUCACAACACGGUACUCUUCGAUCAACGGGGGGUCCCGGUAGCACGGUUCGACCGGUCGGCGAUGGAAGGGAAGAGAGGAGUCGUAUGCAGCUCGGAGCUCUAUCACCGGACUCUACGCCACUUGACCUUUAUUAUAACUCCAGACCACCUUCAGACCAUUCAACUUGGAGCUAUAGACCGCCACCACCAGUCAUAACGGAGCAGCCAAAGUCACAAGCAACACAUUUUGUGCCAUACGAACGAUCGUAUCCCAAUACGUUAGAAAGUCUGGCGGAGAAAGUGCACUCUUUCUAUCCAUCCGACAGUCCAAGUAUGCGUUUUGGAGGAAGAGUACCGCGAUCUGGUUCAGAACAACAGUUGCCACGGGCUGAGACACAUUCAGAUUUUGGUAGACAUUCGUUAUUACGGUCAAGUUUGAAAGCCUCCACUGCAGGACCUGGUGCUUCAAGUUUAUCAAGAUAUGGGCAACGUUACGGCGGUGUAGGAAUGCCAGGAUCUGGACUACCUGGCAGUAGCCUCGGCGCAGCUGGCCUUGGAGGAACCGGGCUUGGACCUGGAUUGCCUUCAGGGUUAUCUACUACUGGACUGAGUGGCUUAACGGGCUCAAGCUUAGUGGGCUCAGGGUUAACGAGUUCUGGACUCGGUACUGGAUUAUCGGGAACCGGAUUGAGUUCAGCUCUAGGAGGAGGCUAUGGGACUACGGGAUUAGGACUUCCAUCAUAUAGUAGCAAGUUUGGAACAUCGAGGAGAAAUCGUAGCUUGGACUAUUCUUCAGAUACUGAGGCAACGGCACCCACAAGGACGCCUUAUUAUUCAGGAUUAAGUGGUUACAGAAGUAGCACGUUAGGAAGGGACAUUGGUUCGAAGUUUAACUCCUUACCAAGAGACGUAAGAGGAACGGGUCAAAGACUGGGAUUAUCCAGACGAGCGGGAAGUGUUCUUCAAGACGAACCAGAACCGUUGUCCUCGCGAUUAGACUUACGUUCUUCCAGAGUGUUCACGUCGGACGAGUACCGCGCGUGGCUCUCCCGCGCGCCCUCCACCAGCGCGCUGUACGAGACUCUAAGGCCCAGGCUCCCUACUCACUACUCUGCUGAGAACAUACAUGAUGCUCUCAAGAAUAUGGAGAGCGGCAGUCGCUUCGGCUCAUCCCUCGGCCUGGCCAGCCGUAGUCGCAUAGAGAGACCGCGUCACCUGCCUGCCAGGUCUCUGUCUUCACAACAGCUGGGGCCCACCGCCAGCGGCUCGCCGUCCGCUCGUCGCGUGAGACAGCUGCUGGAGCUGGGCUCCAAGUUCACUUGUCCCAGUCCUGUGCCGACCCCGGGCUCGCGACACCAACGUCAUCUGGACAUUAAUCCUAAUGAGUUCCUAAAAUACAAAGUGGAAAAGCCGGGCACGGGAGGUUUGUCGACAUCCAUGACUGGCUUGUCCCGUAUCUCAGGCGGAGUGUCGGGCAUGCUGUGGGUGCACCUUCUCGCUGGCCGAGGGUUGCGCCCCGCUCCUACGGGAUCCUCACCGGGCUCUCCACCUUCAGGACCACUUGCACCCCCGCAACCACCCGUGGCGCCGAGAGAUUUGUACUGCGUUCUGGAGUGCGACCGGGUUCAUAAAGCUCGAACUGUGGUCCGUACUGGUGAACUGCAGUUCGACUGGGACGAGUCCUUCGAACUGGAGCUCGUAGACAACCGGCAAUUGGAUGUACUGGUGUACUCGUGGGACCCGCAGCACAGGCAUAAACUCUGUUUCCGAGGGGCGGUGACUCUGCCAGAUUUACUGUCCCGCUCUGCAUCACACCAGCUUGCAAUAAAAAUGGAACCUCGAGGCACGCUCUAUAUGCGCGUCCGUCACACGGAGCCGCACGAGUUGUUCCGCCGAAGACCCGCGGCGCCUCGACUCGCACCACCACCCCUCUUCGGCGCAGAGCUAGAGACGGUGGUAGCGCGCGAGUUACGACCACCCCACGCUGCGCCUGUCCCCCUGGUUGUGAGACGAUGUGUUGAGGAGAUUGAGAGACGUGGAUUGGAUAUUAUUGGUCUCUAUCGAUUAUGUGGGUCUGCGAACAAGAAACGUAUACUACGAGAAGCAUUCGAACGCAACGCACGAGGAGUCGAGCUCACACCUGACUCGGUUCCUGACAUCAACGUCAUAACCGGCGUCCUAAAGGACUACUUGACUGAACUGCCACAGCCACUGUUCAGCCGCUGCUUGUAUCAAAUGACAUUGGAUGCUCUUGGAGUAUGCCUACCAGACGACAAAGAAGGCAACGCUCGUCUAAUGGCCUCAAUAGUGGAGUGUUUGCCGCGAGCUGCUAGAGCUACACUGGUCUUUCUACUCGACCAUUUAGCUCUUGUGGUGGCUGCGCAGGACCGCAACAAAAUGUCUCCACAACACCUAGCCGUGGCAAUGGCGCCACCACUAAUGCUGCAUUCCCAACCACCCACAGAACUUGAGUAUCAACGUCCAAUACAUGUCCUGCAGUGCCUCCUUCAGAUUUGGCCUCCGCCAAAACGUUCAGUUCGGCGCGGCGAGCCAGCAACCGGGCCGCGUGGAAACAGAGUCAGUGCGUCGCCAGUGGCCUCAGCCACCCUCCCCCAAGGCCGAGCUCCGCGCUCAGCCAGUCCAUAUCGGCAUCCAGCGGCAGCAUCAGCAGCAUCUCCGCCGCCAGCUCUCUCGGCUCGGCACGCGGCCGACCGCUCGCCGCCCGCACAUGUUCUCUCAUCAGUCAGGGCAGGCCAAUAUCGUCCGCAGUCGCCUCUGCGCGGCCCACUGCCCGCGCCGCCUCGCUCCCGGCAGGUGACGGUGUCAUCCCCCGGCUCGCCCAGUAGCAGCUCGGGUAGCCACAGCCCCGCCGACACCAUCAAGCACGGCGGCUCCGUGUCGUCCAUCCUGCGCCAGCCCGAGCGCGCGAGCUCGCCGCGCAUGUCGCCGCGCCAGUCGCCGCGCGCUUCCCCUCGCGACUCGCCUCGCAGCACGCCGCGGGAGACCACGCCGCGGGAGUCCACGCCGCGGGAGGGAGGCUCGCGUGAGUCGCCGCGUUCCGCGAUCCCCGGCACGUCCGCGGGCUUGGCCGUGACGCUCAACUCGAGCGGCAGCGGCGCGCUGAGCCCGCGCUACAGCUCCACCAACCCGUUCCUGCAACAUUACGACGAGGAGGAGGAGGCCGAGGCGUGGCGCGCCGCCGACAUAUUCUCCUCGUCCACGCACACAUAGGCGUGUCGCUCGCAGGACCGACAUUCGGGACGGCCUGCUCUUGGUAUUCUUAAGAAUCGAUGUAACCGCGCUCACUGAUAGAGUCGCGACGGCGCGGCGUCGAGGCGGAAACUUGCAGUCUGCAGUUCUUCACACGAUAUUAUGUUGAAUCAGUGAAACGAAGUAUAGAGUAGAGACCCGGCCGAGAGCGUCUCUGCUGCCUCGACUCCGCCUCGUCUUGCAGCGAGCGAUACGCCACAGUGCUCAUAGCGAAUUGAGAUUUUCUAGUCAAUUUUUUUAUCGAAUCGAAAGAGUGCUACGAUUCUGCUGUAUAUUAUGUUGUUUACCGAGCGUGGUGCGCGUUCGUGAAAUGUUUGUUAUAUAUAGAGCGAGUUACGAUGUAUAUUAUUGUGAGAAUGUUUACCUUCUGGCGCGCAGGCGGAGGCCCGCCGGCGCCGGCGCCCCGCCCCGUAGACGCUAUAGUGUUUAUCGUAUUGUAUUGUACAUUGUAUAUAAUUAAAUACGUAUAUGUUGGUACUUUCCAAUUUUGUACCGUUCGGGCGGGGCCUCGGCGGACGGCCCGAGCGCUACACACAUCAUCCCACAUAUCAGAGGCUCGCGUACACCGUCCACACUAUCCGGCUUACUUGUACCAUUUCAUGCAGAUCAUUGACUCAUCCUCGUCAGAAGUGUACAGUAGUCCUAAGGAGUACGACGCCGGGCGAGUGUCGCCGGCGCACGCGAGCCAGUAGCUCGAGUAGGGAGAGUGUAUCAUACGAGUAGAUCAGACGUGCGGAAUGUCUUGAGACUGAGACCAUAUCAAAGUAGCUCGUACAGGACCACUCGAUGGACAUCCGUCGUAGAACGAGCGAUUACGUGACGAGAUGGAAAGGUCUAGUAAUUGUAAACUGUUAUGAAAGUUUCAAAUAUUCCAAAUAUUCCUUGUUCAUUAAUAACUUAAUAAAUAUAAUAAUAUGUAUAACGGUAAAUUAAACUAAUAUAGAUUUUAGCAAAGCAUUUUUACGAGUCGCUAAUUCUAUGAAGGAAUGGAUUUAUUUAUCCUAAGACAUCGGUCGCAAUCUCAAGAUCGGAGGUGUUAUUUGCGAAUUUUAAAUUAAAUUUUGUUACAUUGUAAUAUAAUAAUAUGAUUCGUUAUAAUAUCAAUCUUGAAAAGUUAGACGGAUAGGUAUAGUUUUUAAAAUAUUUCAACUAGGGAACUUAAAUAAUAUGUACCUAAUUGUAGGGACAAACAGAUACAAUAAUAAAAAAUUACCAGGCGAAAUCAAAACCUAGUAUGAUAUCACUGGCGGUUCGAUUGCGGUAGAAUGACAGCUACAAUUUCACGAUCGUAUCAUAUCUCAUUGGUUGAUUUUCGCUUACUAAUGUAUUGUUGCAACAAGAAUACCAUAAAUUCAACCUAUCACAACGAUUGCGAUUCUAAUGAUGAUUGAUGCAGAUUUCUCGCAAUCGAGCAGAUGACAUAAAACUAUGCUAAUGAUUAUAAUAUUUACUAAUGUUAUUUGAUCAAUUCUUAUCACAUCCUUGAAAUUCGCAAAUAAUGCCUAAGUUCUUAUAACUAGCGUCUGCUAGACAUAUAAGAGUGGUAGAAAUCGACCAAUGACAGCACUGAUUCAAAUGUUCACUGCCAUGAUUGGUCCAUUUUAUAUAGAGAGUACCUAUUAAAUUAAUUACACUUAUUUAUAUGUCUGUCGGAGGCUGUUCGGUUACAGAUAGCUUUUGAGCAACACUUCAAGAGAAGUUUUGUUAUUACUGUUUAUUAUAAAAUAGCAUUGCACAAAGACACGACUGAUAAGGGACACAACGUUUUUGAUACUUUACCGUUUUACCUGUUUCUCGUUUGUGAUAAUACUAGGACUUGUGUUGGAACCUCGCCUUUUAUAUACCUACUUAAUACUGAAUGUUCGCUCAUGAAUUCUUAUUCUACUAUCACUCAUUUACAAGGGGGCACGGCUGAAAGGCCUCUUGUGGUUAUACGUUAAACUAAUCUUAAACUAAAAUAUUUCGAGAUAAUAAUAAAAAAGUUGGACUUUAUUGUAUUGACAUGUUAAUGUGCUUAUAAUGUAUGAAAUUAAUUAAACUAAAUAUAUGAAAGAAAUGAAUUUAUUCGUAGUUAAUUAGAUGGUUGCGAUGUAUGCGACUGCAGUAGAGCGUGGUAGAGAAUUCAUGCACGGAUAUUUCUUAACUAUUCCGAAGGUUGAAAAUCGAUGACAAUAUGAUUUUAUAAAUGAAUUUAUAAAAAUCUAAUACAUUUUUAAUGGGAGAACGAUAUUGCCUUCACGUUUGUAUAGAGCCAUGCGAAUAAAAUUGAAUAAGUAUUAGGUACCCUAUUCAAAUGCUAACAAUCCCAUGGCUUGACAGUCGAAACUUUACGCUAAAUUCACUCACAACGAAAUAAUGUUGGUGAUAGAGAUGGGCAUUACUGCUACUUUAAAUCAUUCUUUUUUGGUGAAAUUAUUAAUUUUGCUCCAGACAUGCAUUUUUUCACGGAAAGUGCUUUUCAAUUUUCACACUUACAAUAGUUUGCUACAUUAAUGUAAGAAUAAUGAUUAUGAACUGAUAUUUCACAGACUGGUUUAUCACGGAAAGUGAAUUAUCACACUUGUGGUUGUAAUCGUAAAAAUUCGUUUUCCGUGAAACGUAGCAAAUGAUUGCAAUGUGUGUUACAUUAAAUUGACUAGAUAGUUUUCCCUCUCUCACAUGCGGCGAUGUGAGUGUGCUCAAUCGCGUGCUCUUUAGCAUCUUAGCUUAUGUCGAUGACCGUGCGAGCGUGAUAUAUUUUUUUAUUUGAACAAUAAAGCGGGGUCAAAUAGGUACAACAAUUUUCUAAGUUGUGAGGUUUCGCUUUGUGAUUUUUCACUGGCUACUUUAAGUAACGUAGCAAGAAGUGUUACUUAAUGUGAAAGCUUUAGAACGGUUUUUCGCAUGCUACCUAUGAAAUGUCUCCAGUUGGUAACAUAAAGGUGUUGUGAAUGAAGUUAGCAAGUGAAGUAAAUCAGCGACUGACAGCAUUUGAAGAGGGUCAUAGGAAUUAUUAUGAAAUCAUUCAUCUUCAGCAUUGUACACUUGAUACAUUUUAUUAAAGUAAGACAUCUAGUACCAUCGAGCCUAAAUUAUUGGCAUAAAUAGUAAUUUUAUUCGUGUGGUCAGAAUGAAUAUAUCGGGUCGUAUUAUUGGAAAGUUUGGAAGUUUGAACUAUAUGAAUAUAUUGCGCUGCCAUAGAGUUUGUAACGAUUAUUACGCUCUUAACAAAAUCAUUGUAAUAUCUACAUCUCUUCGGAGGAAUCUUGAAGUUUUUAUGACAUUUGUACAUCGCUUUUACAUAAAAUCAAAUUAGAAUUUAAUAUGGAAACCUAUUAAAUAGGUACUUUACAAUUUGCGGUUAUGUAGAGUGGCGCAAAAGAUACAGUCAAUAUAAAUAAUAAUGCUCUUAUAGCUGACAUAGAUACAUUAUUCUCAAAAGCUUUUCUAUGGAUUAUGUAUAACUCAAUACUUUGUUUGCCUUUUAGGAUUUCCAUAAAAUAUACCUUGUUGAAGUCUAAUUUAAUAAAGAAAGUUUCAAUUAUUUAAUAUCAAUUUCAUGUCUACCUACUAUUUGUACAAUAGUUACAAGCUGGCCCGCCCCGGUUUCUGUCUGGGGAUUUAGUUAAUAAAGAGAACUUAGAAUCUCAAACUCCCACGUUGAUAUUAUGUCAGUCAUUCAGUUUAUCGUUUUAAAAUAUCAAGUAGAGAUCAGUUUGACUAAUAUCUCCUUGCGCCACUUUUGAUAAUGUUAAAGUUAAAAGUUAGCAAUUUUAUAAUUAACAUAUUAAUGGUUAUUGAUAAUGAUAUUUACUGUAAUAUUACGAUAAUUCAAUAGUACGAUCCGUACAUACAGUAUAGGUGUAAAUAUGACUUGAAGUGUCGCUCGACAGUGCGUAGCCGCCGCAAUCGCGGCAGUAGUGGCCAGAGAACUGGCGGAGAAUUUUCAGGGCGUGCGUAUAUAAGCUAAGAGUUCUUAAUAUAGUCCCUCUAUCUUUCCUGAGUAGGAUAACAAAGAAAAACAACCAAUCGGUCUGAGUUAGAUUCGUGAGUUAUGAAUGCGUAUUUUACAAAUCAAAGAAUGAUGUAAUUACAUGAAUCCAAGUUCAUUUGCGAUAGUGUUAAUUUUAUUUUUUCCUGUAAAAAGUGUAUCUGUAAGUGCUGGGAAAUACAUAAGUGGAAUUAUUAUUGAAAAUGUAUAAUACAACAGAAUCGUGUCGAGAAAUAACAAGCAGCAGGCAUUCAUAUUGUUGUUUCAGAAAAUAAAAUAUUACUCAAUAAAAAUUCAAAAAUUCAUACCAACUGUUUCAUAAAAUAUAUUAUAUCUAUUACGUUUCUAGAAUAACAGUCAUAUUUACCAAUUGUCGGUAUUUCUCAGUUUAAUCUGCUUUGCUAACAGGUGUUUUCUUA